Messenger RNA from Culex quinquefasciatus (southern house mosquito), 1542 nucleotides. Its product is annotated as annexin B10. Gene Ontology annotation, cellular component: cytoplasm. Gene Ontology annotation, molecular function: calcium ion binding; calcium-dependent phospholipid binding. The transcript has 4 exons. NCBI's taxonomy places the organism in Eukaryota, Metazoa, Arthropoda, Insecta, Diptera, Culicidae. The record is from RefSeq and is a predicted model, not a curated record. The coding region runs from base 124 to 1089 and encodes 321 amino acids.
GUGUAAAACCGUCGACAGACAAGUUCACGAUCGUCGCAGGUCCCUCGUGUCCGCAAACAAUUUUUCCCGAAACUUUAUUUAAAUUUUACUGAUAAAACCAGUUUUAUUAACCAACCGCCAAAAAUGUCCUGGUAUUACACGCCCCGUCCGACCGUGGUCCCAGCGGAGGAAUUUGACGCCUCGGCCGAUGCCGCUGCCCUGCGGAAGGCCAUGAAGGGUUUCGGAACCGACGAGCAGGCCAUCAUCGACAUCCUGUGCGCCCGGAGCAACCAGCAACGGCAGGAGAUAUCGGAGGCCUUCACCCGCGAGCUGGGACGGGACCUUAUCGAAGAUCUCAAGUCCGAGCUGGGCGGCAAGUUCGAGGACGUCAUUAUCGGGCUGAUGAUGCCUCCGCACAAAUAUCUGUGCAAGCAGCUGCACAAGGCCAUGGACGGUAUCGGCACCAACGAGGGAACCCUGGUCGAGAUCCUCUGUUCUUUGUGCAACGAAGACGUCAAGACGGUGGUCGAUUGCUACGAGGAGAUGUACAACCGCCCGUUGGCCGAGCAUCUGUGCAGCGAAACCUCCGGAAGCUUCCGGCGAUUGCUUACGAUGAUCAUCGUGGGGUCGCGCGAUCCCCAAGGAACCGUCGAUCCCGAUCUAGCCGUUGAACAGGCCAACCAACUGUACAACGCUGGCGAGGGCAAACUCGGCACGGACGAGGCCGUGUUCUACAAAAUUCUAGCCCACGCCAGCUACGAUCAGCUGGAACUGGUGUUUGAAGAGUACAAAAGCCUGACCGGACGUACGAUCGAGCAGGCGCUGAAGGCCGAACUGAGCGGAGAACUGUACGACGCACUUAGCGCAAUCGUCGAGUGCGUUCAAAUGACGCCUCACUUCUUCGCCAAGCGACUUCACAAGGCCAUGGACGGCUUGGGAACGGACGACAUGACCCUCAUUCGAAUCAUCAUCGGCCGCUCCGAGGUCGAUCUCCAGAAUAUCAAGGACGAGUUUGAGCAAAUGUACAAUAAAUCGCUAUUAAGCGUGGUCAAGGGCGAAACUUCGGGUGAUUACAAACGGGCACUGUUGGCACUCAUCGGUAACGCCUAAGGGACAACACACAUGCAACGCAGAGCAAACACAGACAUUUCAAUGUUCUACCACAACUUUGUCAAUUUAAUUUGUCUAGAUCUAUAUCUGUAAGAAGCUACUAACAGGCUAACCUCGUUAAGUGUAUUGAAGCGGAAUACUCGAAGCACAAAAUCUCAAAGUUGAUCGUUGAUCGCGCCAAACUGGUUGGGGUAGGGAAUUCCCCCCCUUUCCAGCAGAUGCCUUGAAUCUCUGAAUGAAUGAAACCAGUUCGUACUAUAUGUCCCUAAAUACCUACUAAACACCGCCGUGUCGUCGUCUGUAUUUGUUGUGCAAACGCCUUCGUCUAAGCAAAGCGAACAAAAUAAAUCUGUUUUUGUCCUAAAACUGUAUGCGUGAAUUGUGCUUUAUUGUAAAAGUCAGGACAUUAAUAUGCGCCACACGAAUGGAUAAUAAAUUUUUCGUCACAAAUAA